AUGACAGAGUUUACAUUUACAAAAUCAUUCCUCUUGUCACUUGAUUCACAAUCUGUGAAGCUCCCCAGUGAUCAUGUCUUUGAUCCCAGCAGCUUUGAGACUCCACAUCCUUACACCCUCACCCGCCUCUCUGAUCGCCACCCCCCGAUGCCAAGGAAGAUAAAGCAACCAACGAUUCCGGGAUCAUCAAAGUCAAUAAGAAUUCAUCUGAAGUCGGCCCGAAAUCCAGCACUACAUAUUACCCUGGAUAAUUGCUCCAUACCAUCUACCUCAGUCGGGGAGCUCAAGGAAGUCGUCCAAGAGAGGGUCCAAGUGGGGAAUGCGCGUGUGCCCCUGGAUAGAAUAAAGAUAUUGUGGAAGAGGAAACCUGUGCAAGGAGAGACAAUAGCUGAGAUUCUAGAAGGUGAUUCUACAGUAAUAUCAGAUGGAAGUGAGAUUGAAUUGGGUGUCAUGAUUCUUGGUGGUGCAUCACUUAUCUCUGCAACUCCCAGUGCAGGGGAAAGAAAACACUCAGAGAAAUCAUCAGAGACACUCUCUACUCAAGAUCUGGUUGAAAAUGAUGCACGGAAUGUGCUGGCAACUGAAGAGUUUUGGGAUGAUCUAGAGUCAUUUGUGAAGACUAAAGUGAAGGACGCAGUGUGGGCAUCCCAGAUCAGAUCUGUAUUUAGAAAAGCAUGGGUUUCGAGCAGGUAG
Molecule: messenger RNA, 693 nt
Organism: Histoplasma mississippiense
Lineage: Eukaryota; Fungi; Ascomycota; Eurotiomycetes; Onygenales; Ajellomycetaceae
Exons: 2
Coding region: 1-693 (230 amino acids)
Source: RefSeq, a predicted model, not a curated record